UUUUUUUUACCUUUGCCACAACCAUGUCCGACAAUCCCUCACCAGUCUCGUCAUCAACUCACCUUCAGUCAGACUCCCUGCCAUCCGCUGAGUCUCAUAUGACGCCAGCACCAUCUGAUAAGAUGGCCAACAAGCAAGAUCUUUAUUCAAACGAGCAAGCGUUUAACAACUCACUUCGUGAACAGCUGGAACAAACACGUAAAGAUAAAGCUUCGUUGGAAGCGGAGCUGCAGUCUCGUGCAGAUACCUUUCAAGCAACUUUAGGUCGCUUGCAGUCCGGCACCAGUCAAACAGAAAAAAUGUUCCAAUUGGAUGAUCUUAUGAAUAUCUUGGAAUUGGAUCAAUUAAAGUCACAAACAAAGAAAUUACACGAACGAUGCGUUGAACAAGAAGCUCGUAUCAAAAAGCUUGAGUUUGACCUGGAAAUGGAGCAAGGACAUGUUAAUAUCUUACGCCAUGACAAUCAAAGAUUGAGACAAAUGACAGUGGAUAUGACUGCCUUGGCGGAACAAGAGGAGGAAUACAUUUCUAAUAAGCUUCUGAAACGUAUCACCGGUUUAAAGAAAGAAAAAGGAGAGCUGUUAAUACAAGUCGAGCAAGAAGAAGAGUACAUGACAAACAUGCUUCAAAAGAAGCUCAAUAGGCUUCAAAAAGAAAAAAUUGAUAUGGAAAAUGCUCUCGAGCAAGAACAAGAAUUCAUUGUGAACAAGUUACAAAAGCAACUGGAUUCACUACGAAGUCAGCAAAGCAUGUCUCAAGCAUCUUCUCCGCGCAUUCUCAUGCAGGACACACCUACCGUACCGGCGGCCUUGUCUUCAGGAACAUCACCAUCUCUAAAUCCCAAAAAAUGGAUGGGUCAGCAUGGUGCAGCUGUGGCUGAAACCCCUUCAGGCUUGGUAGAGACAUUGUUAGCCGAGAUCGCUUCUCUUAAAAACAAAACCAACGAAAUGGAAAAAGAAUUCUUGAGCAAAACACAACAGUGCAACAAGUACAAGAGUGAACUGCUUCAAUUUCGCAAACAGCACAAGAUGCCCACAGAUGAUAUUCCCUCGGACGAAGGUAUUCCACUUGUCUUCCGAUCCGUACCACCAUCCCCUAGCCGUCAAGUAAGAGGCAAUCGGUCCACGUCCACAUCAUCACAGCGGUCGCUCAUGUCGGAUAAAACCGGAAUCAAUAUCAAUGCUAUCCCUCCACUGCAGCUGGACAAUACUGGAUCACCUGCUGAAGGUUCGGCUAAUGCUUCUUCACCUCAGCCUAUCGCUGAGAGCAGACAGAGAUCAGGUAAAAAAAAAAGCACAUGAUUUAUUUACUUGCUGUUCAUCUGGGGUUCUUAAUGCAUUGAUCAUAUUAGAAUCCAUCGGGUCAUCUUCAGGAAGUCUGCCCAGACGCGAUGUCAGACGAGUUUCCGGCGGAAAUUUCUUUGGUCUAAAUCUUCCUCCACAACAUCCUCCCAAUCCAUAAGAGAACUCAUUAAUUUUUGAGACAAUAAAUCAUUUUGAUCAGGAACUCAAGUCAUGAGGAUAUGUCAACCUGCC
Radiomyces spectabilis is the source of this 1535-nucleotide messenger RNA. RefSeq lists its product as uncharacterized. The transcript has 10 exons. NCBI's taxonomy places the organism in Eukaryota, Fungi, Mucoromycota, Mucoromycetes, Mucorales, Radiomycetaceae. The record is from RefSeq and is a predicted model, not a curated record. Bases 24 to 1301 code for a protein of 425 amino acids.